Messenger RNA from Prorocentrum cordatum, 357 nucleotides. The record is from the annotation of a GenBank genome assembly. NCBI's taxonomy places the organism in Eukaryota, Dinophyceae, Prorocentrales, Prorocentraceae.
AUGCCGGCCACCCAGCGAAUAUCGCUACAAGGUGGAUCCUCCCUGGAAGCGGCGAUAAAAAAGAGCGGCAGGACAAAACAAUGGAGCGCAGCGCUGGGAUUUUUCCGCGAAGCGUCUCGUUCAAGUUUGGAGAUCAGUCCAUGCCAUUAUGUUGCCACUAUCAGCGCAUGCGGUAAAGGCAUGCAGUGGGAGCGGGCGUUGGCGCUGCUCAGCGAGAUGUGGGAGGCGAAACUGGAGCCCACCGUCAUCUUCACCUACAGCGCCGGGAUAAGUGCGUGCGAAAAGGGCGAGCAGUGGCGACGGGGCUUGUCGCUGCUCAGUGAGAUGUGGGAAGCGAAGCUAGAGCCCAACCCCUAA